CUCCUCUCCUCUCUCUUCCUCUUCCCCCUCCUAUCUCCUCUCCUCUCCUCUAUCGUUACCUGUGUCCCAGUGAUGAUGGAGAGAAUGUUUCUGUAUUCUAAUGUCUAUUGUUUUCCAAUAGAAACAGAAACUGAUUAGACAUUAGGUAGUGAUUAAACACGAGUCCCAAAUGGCCCUCUAGUCUCUAUGUAGGGCCCUACUUUAGACCAGGGCCCUACGGUCUAACCCCUAGUCUCUAUGUAGGGCCCUACUUUAGACCAGGGCUGAUAUGACUGUGGAGAAACAAAUAACAGUGUGGAACAAAUCACAAACUAUUUUUAUAGUGAAUUGCUUCUAAAAAGAAUGUACCAGAUCUGAAUCCCAAAUGACUCUCUAUUCCCUAUAUAGUCCACUGAGCCCAUAGGAACCAGAUCUGAAUCCCAAAUGACUCUCUAUUCCCUAUAUAGUCCACUGAGCCCAUAGGAACCAGAUCUGAAUCCCAAAUGACUCUCUAUUCCCUAUAUAGUCCACUGAGCCCAUAGGAACCAGAUCUGAAUCCCAAAUGACUCUCUAUUCCCUAUAUAGUCCACUGAGCCCAUAGGAACCAGAUCUGAAUCCCAAAUGACUCUCUAUUCCCUAUAUAGUCCACUGAGCCCAUAGGAACCUGAUCUGAAUCCCAAAUAACUCUCUAUUCCCUAUGUCGUCCACUGAGCCCAUAGAAACAUGGUCUGAAUCCCAAAUGACUCUCUGUUCCUUAUAUAGUCCACUGAGCCAAGUGGAACAUGGUCUGAAUCCCAAAUGACUCUCUAUUCCCUAUAUAGUCCACUGAGCCCAUAGGAACCAGAUCUGAAUCCCAAAUGACUCUCUAUUCCCUAUAUAGUCAACUGAGCCCAUAGGAACCAGAUCUGAAUCCCAAAUGACUCUCUAUUCCCUAUAUAGUCCACUGAGCCCAUAGGAACCAGAUCUGAAUCCCAAAUGACUCUCUAUUCCCUAUAUAGUCCACUGAGCCCAUAGGAACCAGAUCUUAAUCCCAAAUGACUCUCUAUUCCCUAUAUAGUCCACUGAGUCCAUAGGAACCAGAUCUGAAUCCCAAAUGACUCUCUAUUCCCUAUAUAGUCAACUGAGCCCAUAGGAACCAGAUCUGAAUCCCAAAUGACUCUCUAUUCCCUAUAUAGUCAACUGAGCCCAUAGGAACAAGAUCUGAAUCCCAAAUGACUCUCUAUUCCCUAUAUAGUCCACUGAGCCCAUAGGAACAUGGUCUGAAUCCCAAAUGACUCUCUAUUCCCUAUAUAGUCCACUGAGCCCAUAGGAACCAGAUCUGAAUCCCAAAUGACUCUCUAUUCCCUAUAUAGUCCACUGAGCCCAUAGGAACCAGAUCUGAAUCCCAAAUGACUCUCUAUUCCCUAUAUAGUCCACUGAGCCCAUAGGAACAUGGUCUGAAUCCUAGGGCAACCCUAUGGGUCGUUCUGGAUCAGACUGCACUAAUAGGGCCAACCCUAUGGGUCGUUCUGGAUCAGACUGCACUACUAGGGCCAACCCUAUGGGUCGUUCUGGAUCAGACAAGGCGACAUUGGGUCACUGCACUACUAGGGCCAACCCUAUGGGUCGUUCUGGAUCAGACUGCACUACUAGGGCCAACCCUAUGGGUCGUUCUGGAUCAGACUGCACUACUAGGGCCAAUCCUAUGGGUCGUUCUGGAUCAGACUGCACUAAUAGGGCCAACCCUAUGGGUCGUUCUGGAUCAGACUGCACUACUAGGGCCAAUCCUAUGGGUCGUUCUGGAUCAGACAAGGCGACAUUGGGUCACUGCACUAUUAGGGCCAAUCCUAUGGGUCGUUCUGAAUCAGACAAGGCAACAUUGGGUCACUGCACUACUAGGGGCAACCCUAUGGGUCGUUCUGGAUCAGACUGCACUAAUAGGGCCAACCCUAUGGGUCGUUCUGGAUCAGACUGCACUAAUAGGGCCAACCUUAUGGGUCGUUCUGGAUCAGACUGCACUAAUAGGGCCAACCCUAUGGGUCGUUCUGGAUCAGACUGCACUACUAGGGCCAAUCCUAUGGGUCGUUCUGGAUCAGACUGCACUACUAGGACCAACCCUAUGGGUCGUUCUGGAUCAGACUGCACUAAUAGGGCCAACCCUAUGGGUCGUUCUGGAUCAGACUGCACUACUAGGGCCAAUCCUAUGGGUCGUUCUGGAUCAGACUGCACUACUAGGGCCAACCCUAUGGGUCGUUCUGGAUCAGACUGCACUACUAGGGCCAAUCCUAUGGGUCGUUCUGGAUCAGACUGCACUACUAGGACCAAUCCUAUGGGUCGUUCUGAAUCAGACUGCACUACUAGGACCAACCCUAUGGGUCGUUCUGGAUCAGACUGCACUACUAGGGCCAACCCUAUGGGUCGUUCUGGAUCAGACUGCACUACUAGGGCCAAUCCUAUGGGUCGUUCUGGAUCAGACUGCACUACUAGGGCCAACCCUAUGGGUCGUUCUGGAUCAGACUGCACUACUAGGGCCAACCCUAUGGGUCGUUCUGGAUCAGACUGCACUACUAGGGCCAACCCUAUGGGUCGUUCUGGAUCAGACUGCACUACUAGGACCAACCCUAUGGGUCGUUCUGGAUCAGAGAAGGCGACAUUGGGAAUCACCCCACGUAUAUGGUUUUAGGAAAAAUAAAUAAAAGGCAUUUUUAAAAUGUAUUUAAUUGACUGUAAUAAAAAA
This is a messenger RNA of Oncorhynchus mykiss (rainbow trout), 2695 nucleotides long. NCBI's taxonomy places the organism in Eukaryota, Metazoa, Chordata, Actinopteri, Salmoniformes, Salmonidae. The record is from RefSeq and is a predicted model, not a curated record.